Molecule: messenger RNA, 2065 nt
Organism: Lutra lutra (Eurasian river otter)
Lineage: Eukaryota; Metazoa; Chordata; Mammalia; Carnivora; Mustelidae
Product: histone H3.1
Exons: 1
Coding region: 29-439 (136 amino acids)
Cellular component (GO): nucleosome
Molecular function (GO): DNA binding; protein heterodimerization activity; structural constituent of chromatin
Source: RefSeq, a predicted model, not a curated record
CCUUUCACUGCAACUGAGGGUUGGAGUCAUGGCUCGCACGAAGCAGACGGCGCGCAAGUCGACCGGCGGCAAGGCCCCGCGCAAGCAGCUGGCCACCAAGGCGGCCCGCAAGAGCGCGCCGGCCACGGGCGGCGUGAAGAAGCCGCACCGCUACCGGCCCGGCACGGUGGCCCUGCGCGAGAUCCGGCGCUACCAGAAGUCCACCGAGCUGCUGAUCCGCAAGCUGCCGUUCCAGCGGCUGGUGCGCGAGAUCGCGCAGGACUUCAAGACCGACCUGCGCUUCCAGAGCUCGGCCGUCAUGGCGCUGCAGGAGGCGUGCGAGGCCUACCUGGUGGGGCUCUUCGAGGACACCAACCUCUGCGCCAUCCACGCCAAGCGCGUCACCAUCAUGCCCAAGGACAUCCAGUUGGCGCGCCGCAUCCGCGGCGAGAGGGCCUGAGCCACACGGUCUCCCACUCCUUCCCAAAGGCUCUUUUCAGAGCCACCACAUGUGCUGAAAAGGCCUGUUUCCCUGCACGGGUGUGCCCCAUUUCCGGGCAUUUCACAGUUGUGGUUUCUAAGUAUGUACAAGAUACCUUAUAGGUGCGUUUUCCUCCUUUGUCUUGAUAGGCGGCCCGGGUUGUAUUUUACUUAGCUUUACCUGUUCUUGUCUGGCGACCAUCUCAGAACAGUAAAGAACUUAGACUUAGCAUACAGUGAGACUACCUCCAAGAUGUAUCCUCCACUUUGUGAAACGGAUGGAAAGAAAUUUCUAAAUUACAUGGUACUUUACAAUUGCAUAGUAGGGUCACAGCUAAUUGUUAAAACCAUCGACCACAAUCAGGCUAUCUGCCUUCCUGUAAGUGACUUUAUGGUGAGUAGAACCUGGGAUGUCCACAGCUGGAAUUUAGAAUGAUGCCAUGAUUUUAUCAAAUAGAAAUGUCCUAAUACCUUCCAAGAAAAAGUAUAUACUGUCUGUAAUCUAGGGAAUUUGGAGGAAAGCAAGUGCCCUCCCUUGCAACUCCUUUCCUCAAUGCCAUGGUGAUCCAAUCUAAGGCCCAAUUUCUAACCAGAUUGAUGUUCUUGAGUGCAAACAGUGCCUUCCUUUCAUAUGGGCUGGGAAGCCGCUAUUAAGAAGGGCCCACACAUUGCGAAGUCCCUGUCCCCACUGAACAAUACUCUUGCUGCUGGGUAGAGCCCCCUCUCCUUGAGAUAUGCAGUCAGUAUAAUUUUCCAAAUUAGUCUUUCGGUUUUGAUUAAGUGAAGAUUUAUUCAGGAGCAACACGUGGUUCUAGUUCCAUGGACAUUUUUACUUCUGUGGACAUGGAUACUCCAUGCUUCUCAAAACACUCCUUGUGCAAAACUGAUCAUCUCGUGGCUUUCCACCUAAGCUCUUUCUGGGCUUUCAAGGUUCUCUCGUAACCAUAUGCCAGGACUUUAGUUUUUCUGUAGGAAUGACACACAAACAAAUAUUUAGUGACACCAGAUCAUUUGGGCUCUGCUACCAUGUAGAUGGUGGGAGCAUCUACUAAGAUAUCUCACUGGAGUAGUGAUAGUGGUGAUCAGUCCGAGAUGCAUUUAGGGUUCCCUGGAGAUCUACAAGAAUGAAUAUGCACAUCUGAGCUCAGGAGAUACAGUCUGGGAUGGACAUAAAGAUUUGGGAGUCAUUAGUCUAUAAAUAGUAUUUUAAACCAAGGGAGUGGCCUGCAGAUCCCCUCCGGUUCCAUCCUUCUCUUGCAAUCUCCACUCUACUGCCAGUAUCAAACUUCGUGUCAUUUGCCUGAACAUUUCACAAGCCAGGAGUCUUGCUCAUUCUCUGCUGUGAUUCCCAACUUUCCUCUAAUUCCCAAUUUCCUUUAACCGUUAGGUCAGAUGUUCCUUCACACAGAUCUUACUCCUCUUUGCGCUCCUAAUACCCUAUGCUUAUGUCUCUUGCUACAUUGUAUUUUCAUUAUUUGCUUUUGCCUGAUUCUUCCCAUUAGACUGCAUUUCUUUUGGACAGGCCAUGGUUUAUUGGUGUGUCCUUAAUGCAUUGUACUUGAUCAUGAAAUAAAAAUUUAAAGAAAGUGUAAGUACAUUAAGAUUC